Strigops habroptila (Kakapo) is the source of this 1195-nucleotide messenger RNA. RefSeq names its product coiled-coil-helix-coiled-coil-helix domain containing 1 (gene CHCHD1). The coding region runs from base 139 to 510 and encodes 123 amino acids. Gene Ontology annotation, biological process: mitochondrial translation. NCBI's taxonomy places the organism in Eukaryota, Metazoa, Chordata, Aves, Psittaciformes, Psittacidae. The record is from RefSeq and is a predicted model, not a curated record. The transcript has 3 exons. Gene Ontology annotation, molecular function: RNA binding. Gene Ontology annotation, cellular component: mitochondrial ribosome; mitochondrion; nucleoplasm.
ACGGCGCGGCGGCGGCGGCAGGACGGGCCACACCGCACCCGCACCGCUGCGCCCGCGCCUCCCGCCGGCACGCACGCCCAGCACGGCCGCGCCGCGCAUGCGCCGGGGGGCGGGUCCCGCCCGGCCCGCGCACGCAGCAUGGCGGCGCCCGUGUACCCGGUGUGGGUCACCCGCUGGGCCUCAGGGCAGUGGCGGCAGAAGAAGCGGCCCCCGGUUAUCCGCCCGACCCGGCCGCUGGUGCUGGCCGACAAGGUAGCGAACCGCAAGGAGAAGGCGGGAGAAGCGACAUGCAUUACGGAGAUGUCAGUAAUGAUGGCCUGCUGGAAACAGAAUGACUUCAACGAUGCAGCCUGUGCCGAGGAGAUCCGGAUGUUCUAUGACUGUGUGGCAAAGGCAGAAAAGGAGCGCAAGAAUCUAAACAAGGACACCCUGUCAUCCCAGGGAAACAUGUCUUCAAGCAAAGUAAACAAGCUCCUGAGGAGGUUUCCUCAGAUCACACGUUAUGUAUAAUGUGCUUCACUAAAGGAACUGCAGAGAAACAAUUAUAGUUGGAGACUUUGGCAAAAAAGUGAAAAGUAGACUGGAGUGAGCGUUUGAUGUCAGGCGAUAUCUGUCAGCACUGAGGUAUGGAUCUUGACCUCGCCUUUGUUUCCAGAGCAUAAAACACCCGUUGUGACCAUCAACUGACUUUGUUCAUGACAUUCUUGGGUCUUGCCAUCUUAGGAUUUCUGCAGGGUGUUGUUCAGCUAGCCAAGUGUGGAAUCAGGUCCUCACUGUGAAGAGAAAUCUUCUAGGAAUACACACAAAUGCCUUUUCUAACAGUUAGGGGGGGGACUUUUUCUCAUGCAUAAGCUUCCUGCCUAACUUCUGAACUGCUGUCAAAAAGUACUCAGGCCCAGACACUGAGCCAACUUGAAAUUGAUAGUAAUCUCACAACUCGUACUCCUACAUGUAUGUAUACACAGUUUGGUUCCUCUUGAAAUGUUUUUAAUUCCUGCUGCUGUACAAGAAGGCUGUAGAGGAAGGAGGAAUGCCCCAGCAAAAUACCUUGUUAAUACACAGUACAUUGGUAAGGAUCAAAUGUAACUUUAACAUAGAGGCUUGUGAUUUAGGCCCUCUGAUUUGCAGGUGAGAUGGUAUGGUGCCAUGUCAGAUCGAUUACAUCUGUACUAUAAUAAAAGAAUGCAAAACUGUU